UGGGUGCACGUACUUCCAUGCUGCUGCUGCUGCUGCUGCAGCUCCAUUGCCUCGCCGCUGCCGUGCUGCCCACUUCUCCUUCCUUCGUUUCCUACUGCUCUUCCUCCUCCUUUUUGCAGUGGUAGCCGGCUUGAUGCGCAUAAUAAAUAACUUCUGCAAGAUUACCCCUCCCCUUUUUGGUCUUUUUUUUUUUUUUUUUUUUCCUGGUCCAAACCCGAUUUGAAAGCUGCGCGCGUUGGAUUGGAGACCGUGGAAUCGUUUCAAUGUGAUGCAGCGCCACAAGCAACGUGGGUGUAGUGCGUGCAUGUGAGCUGUGCCUUUGCCUGUGUGUGUGCUGUUUUCCUUUUUAUUUUGGGGGUGUUCAUUUUUGUGUGUGUAUGUGAUGAGGAGUGGAGGAAGAGGCGGGAGCAGUAGCUAUGAAGCGCGUGUCAUCUCGACUCAAUUUCACCUGUAUGAACGACCUUGCCAUUGUGACCGAAAUAUUCCUAAAAGGCUUUCCAUGGAGGAUACAUGUGUCGCCCAUUCCCUGAGAGCUGAAUCUGCUCACUGUUGGUCUCAAGACACUCAAAGAUAAACGGUCAAACGCUGUCUCGCCAGGAUCACAAGUGCCAUUUCAAAGCUUAUUGGAUGAAAGUGUCCUUUGCCCUUGGUUGCCAAAGAUGACGUUGCCAUGGAAACAGAUUCUACUGUUAUCGAUCAUCGAGUGUUUGGCAGAUUGUCUAGACAGUGGGUUGUACCAUGGUCCAAGAUGGAGGAUGGAGCCUGGUGAUCUGUUUAUUCCAAUGGACUCGAUUGAGGAAGAGGCUAUUCUAACUUGUGACGCCAAGAGUACCCCACCUCCUCAGUACAGAUGGUCGCUGAAUGGGACUUUCAUAAAUCUGAGCCUGGAUCGACGGCGGCGUCUGUCAGGGGGCAACCUCAUUAUAAGCAGCCUGGACCGCUACGGGGAUAUAGGCGUCUACCAGUGUAUGGCCUACAACACCGCAGGAGCAAUCCUCAGCAGGAGAGCACAUCUCAAGUUUGCCUACUUGGAUCAUUUCAAAGUCCACACCAGAAGCGCCGUAUCCGUUCGAGAGGGACAAGGAGUGGUGUUGCUUUGUGGAACGCCCACUUCCUCAGGAGAUCUUACAUAUGCAUGGGUCUUUAACGAGUACCCAUACUUUGUCCAGCAAGACAAUCGCCGCUUCGUCUCUCAGCAGACAGGAAACCUUUACAUCGCCAAGGUUGAGCCAUCUGACGUGGGCAACUACACGUGUGUGGUGAUGAACAGCAUCACCAAGGGCAAAGUUCAUAGCUCGCCUACAUCGCUCAUCCUCAGGACAGAUGGAGUGAUGGGUGAAUAUGAGCCAAAAAUAGAAGUUAAUUUCCCAGACAAUGUACCCGCCGCAAAAGGAUCAACAGUUACGCUGGAGUGUUUCGCUCUCGGGAAUCCUGUCCCAGAGAUCACUUGGAAGAGGGCCAAUGGCGUUCCAUUCCCCAGUAAAGUCAAAAUGAAGUACGCCAACGCAGUGCUGGAGAUACCCAGCUUCCAACAGGAAGAUACAGGAGGAUAUGAGUGUGUGGUUGAGAACAAGAUGGGCAAGAAUACAGCCACAGGUCUCCUGACUUUCUUUGCCAAGCCUCAGUGGAUUCAGACCAUGAAGGACACAGCCCUGGCCAUAGAGGAGAAUUUGAACUGGGAGUGUCGCGCCAACGGCAAACCUAAACCUAUUCACACAUGGCUGAAGAACGGCCAGCAGCUGCUCUCCAGGGACAGGAUCCUUGUGAAGGACGGCGUUCUCUCCGUGUCUGUGCUAACACUUUCCGAUGCCGGAAUGUACCAGUGCGUGGCCGAGAAUGAGCACAGCAUUAUAUAUUUUGCUGCUGAACUAAUGGUUUUAGCUUCUCCUCCAGACUUCACAGGGACUGUCCUCAGAGCUUUGCUUAAGGCCAAGGCAGGAAGCAUGGUGACAUUGGACUGCAAACCCCAAGCAUAUCCCUUGGCAAGCAUUUUAUGGAAGAAAGGAAACCUUCCUAUUCUCACCAACAACAGGAUCACUCUUUCACCAGAUGGAACGCUAAGGCUUGCCAAUGUGAGCAAGGCUGAUGCGGGCAGCUAUACGUGCUUCGCCAGGAAUAGAUUUGGCAUGUCGAGUACAACUGGAAGGCUCCUUGUCACAGAUCCAACCAGAUUUACCCAGGGCCCUGGAGACAUGGAAAUCAUCGUAGGCGAGAGCAUCGUGUUACCCUGUCAAGUAACCAGCGAUCCAGUCCUCGACGUUUCCUUUUCUUGGGCCUUUAACGGACAGCUCAUCGGCAAUGAUGGCGGUCACUUCGAGCUGGUGGGCGGGAGAGCCGCAGGAGAUCUGAUGAUCAGGAAUAUUCAGCUCAACCACACGGGCAAAUACAUCUGCGUGGUGGACACGGAUGUGGAAAGCCUCUCAGCCGUUGCCAUAUUGAUUGUGAAAGGCCCGCCCAGCCCACCGGACUCUGUGACGGUGGAGGAGGUGACAGACAGCACAGCCCAGCUGGUGUGGACCCCCGGACGGGACAACGGGAGCCCCCUCAUCAAUUACAUCAUUCAGACCAGGACACUUUUUACUGUGGGAUGGCAAAGGGUUAACACGGUUCCAGAGAUCAUUGAUGGGAGCACACUGACAGCCACUGUGGUGGAUCUUAAUGCCUGGGUGGAGUAUGAGUUUCGGGUGCUGGCUAGGAACAAUGUUGGAGUUGGAGAACCCAGCCCAGUGUCAGUCAAGACAAGGACAGAAGAUGCAGUCCCUGAUGCCGCGCCAGGUGAUGUGGGCGGAGGAGGCGGAAGCAGGUCAGAGUUGGUCAUCACAUGGGAGCCUGUCCCCGAAGAACUACAGAAUGGUGAAAGCUUUGGUUACAUCAUUGCUUUCCGCGCUUUCGGAGAAGUCAGCUGGACCCACGUGGCCACCUCUGCCCCGGGCGCAUCUCGCUAUGUGUACCGCAACGAAAGCAUCGCGCCCUUCUCUCCGUUCCACGUCAAAGUUGGCACAUAUAACAGUAAAGGGCAGGGGCCCUUCAGCCCCGUGGUCACCAUCUACUCUGCAGAGAUAGAGCCAAGUGGGGUGCCAGUGGGAGUUUGGGCCAGAAGUGUCUCAGCCUAUGAGAUCGAAGUGAAUUGGCAGGCUCUCUUCUUCACUCCUGAAAAGGUUCUCGGCUAUGAGGUGGUGUACUGGGAAGACGACACAAAACCAGAGACUAUGGGAAAGGUUCGCGUUCCCUGGAACUACACCUCGGUUACAGUUAGCGGCUUGGCAGGGCACACGCAGUAUUUCCUGACUGUCAGCGCCUUCAACACAGCGGGCACCGGCCCCUUCCUUCCUGCAAUCAAUGUCACCACAAAAAAAACCCCACCAUCCCAGCCGCCUGUGGAUAUCGAAUGGACCCUAAUCGGCUCCCAACUUUCUCUCUACUGGGAGCCUGUGGUGGCACUGGAGUCCGAGUCAGAAGUUACAGGUUACCAGUUGUCAUACAGGAGAAGUCAACUCAAAGAAGUAAACACGCUCACAACAACCAAUUCAACAGCUGAGCUGACGCUCCCCGAGGUCGACGACGAGUACAUCAUUCACAUUCAGUCCCUGAGCGAAGGAGGCCUGGGCCCUGCUUCUGAUGCCAUUCGAGUCCACCAGCUUAGUAUGAGUGCUCGCGGCUCGAGAGCCUCGAAUGCGGACGCAUCGCUGCCCUUCCUGCUCCUUGCCAGUGCAAUAUCAACAUUCCGGUCGACACUGUGAUGCAUUUGCUCUGUCUUUUUGCUUUGGAAGUGUGCUAUUUUAGCGGGGAUGAGGUUGAAGAGGUGUCGAAGCACUGUCCUUCUCCAUUUCAGCCUUUUGUUUUGUCUCUACUCUAGAAUGAUGCAGAUGCCUUACUUCCAUUCAUGUGCCGCAGUAGUUUUAGCCUUCCUAUCAUUUUGGUCCCAGACACGGACUUUCAUGAUGAUUUUUGUGUAUUCCGGACAACGGCAAUGAGAAGUGGCGUUUUGUAUUUAAGGGUUUUCCUCCCUUUGUCUCAAUUGGCAAGCAGGAACACAAUCCUUCACACGUGUCUGUGCCUUUCAAGCUCAUUGACAGAGGAGAACGACACAAACAGCCAUCUUCCUCUUUACUUGCUUGUUGGAGGUCCCGUCCCAGAUUCCAACUCAUAAAAGUCAAUUUACCUUGUGUGAUUUGAUUAUGGAGCGCUCCGUUUAGCAUGAGGGUUCCUCAAGGAUUUUAUGCUUCAGAGCAGUCCUUGUACUUUCUUACAAACUGAUGGAUUGGUCUUUUACUGUGCAUCUGCAAGGAGAUUGCGUCAAAUGGAUCUUCGAGUACUUUUACUUCGGACUUGUACUGUAGCUUUGGUUGGAGGUGUGAGGAUGAGGAUCAAUACAUCACAGAUAACUGAAACAAAUAGAUGGCACUUUAUAUGACAGUAGAUUAAUAGAUACAUUCUGCCAAACUGAUUUUCACAGUUAGCACUGCGUUAACAGUGACAAUAAAGGAAUUCAAUUCAAUUCAAUUUUGAAAGAUCACAAAUGACUAUGACCAAAAUAAUAGGUCAUGUGCUGGUGUAUUUUUGAGCUUGUGCACACGAGGGGUUAAAAACAAAAGGUUUAUUGCUACAGUUUGUAAGCAUUCAGUGUCCAGUAAACAGUGGUCAGUAUCUUGUAACCAUAUGGAAGGGUCUUGGUACUUUUGUGGGUAUUCAGUACCAUGUUUGGAAUGCAAUGGAAACAAAAUAAUUAUGGAGAAAUUAAGCAGUUAAGCAUUUGGAAGUCAUGUUUUUCUUUGUUUGUUUUUUUGUUUUUUUAUCACCGUAACACCAUAAUAACUUGGACAGUUUACACUUCCCAUUACUGGCAAAAAAAAUAAUUAAGUUUAGCAUAAUUUGCAAUUAACCAGAUCUGUUUCACAUGUCUUAUUACCACCAUUAUUCCCUUCAUUUUAACAUUUCCUAAUAACUUUUUGUUAAUUGUUUUAUUAUUAGCAUGGCUUAAUUGUUUUGAAAAGCCACCUUUAUUAUUACUAGAGUUUGUCAUUUCACCCUCGACAGUCUUUUAAUGCAUUUUACCUACAGUAUAUUACCUUUUGUAAUACUUUGAUUGUUUCAGGUGAAAUCCACGUAUCUCCAAAGUUACAUCUUUUCAGAAAAAAAAAGUUGAUUUGCUUGGGAAACGCUGCAUCGUUGGUACAAAAUUGGUAUUGGACCUUAUUGCAAUCAAAUAUCAUUGUGGUGAUAUCGUACAUAGUGUGUCAUUUGCCCCUUUUUAAUUUUGAAGGGUUGUAACGCUCCCAGACUUGUCCCCAAACGCUUUAUAAAAUACAGCACAAAAUGGCAUUUCUUUUCUUUUCAUUUAAUGGUUUAAGUGCAACACUUUCGAGUAUGGAGUGUGUCGUUGGCGGAAUAUAACUAAUAUGAGUCCAUUUCUAAGCAUAAUGUCGGGCUGGACUUUUAGUGCAUUGUUCUAGUAAAUUAUUGCAGGAACACAUCACAGUAUUUCUAUUCUCUUUCCCCCCCUCCUGAAGCAUUAACGUCAGUUGCCGGCCACGAGUGUAACACAAAAUUUCAUUAUCCUGUCAAUUUGCCAAAGCAAUUUGAAAAUGUCACUUUGAGUUCUGGGAAAACCGUUACAAGCCUUCUUUCGUUUCAUCCCUGACAUUUUUGUUCAAUUGAUAAGGCAUACACUCAACACAGUAAUCAAUAGCGAAAUCCAUCUGGGCGAUGCCAUUGCCCAGCAACGCACUUGUUUGCAGUCAGCAGGGGAAGUUUCAAGAGCUGCCAAAACAACAAACAAAAAAUACAUGCCAGUCUGAUCGUCGCCCUAUCGCCAACGGCUUAUUUGGCAAAGUGUAUGUUCAGCUGUGUUUAUCACUUUGUGAAUCUGUCCGUUGUUGUCUGUUGGAUUGGCUUCUUUACAGUAUGUGCAGUAUUCGUCGUCAUUGUUGGUUGUAUUCAAGCCAGCCACAUUUAUUUCAUGUGUUAAAUGUCCUUUUAAUGGCCAGUGGGGUUUACAUCAGCUAUACAACAUGUGCCAUGCGGCUCCGUUUAAACACUGACUUGAUGAAUGGAGAAUCCAGACAGACGCCAUUAUUGAGCAGAAAUCAAAGCAGCUUAAUAAAUUUGAGCAGGACUGAGGGAAGUAAUGUGCCAAGAUUUGUCGCUCAUUGUGAUCUUAAAGGAAAGCGACAUUGACGAACACAAGUUAGAAUCGGGUGUUUCUCUCAAACAACUUCGGGUGCAAAGGAAAGGGAUCUAUUUAAAGGCCGCAGUGUUUGCAUUAGAAAACAAAAUGCGGCCUUCCAUCAUUCACAUUUGUUGUUUUUACAUCUUUGUAUGCAGUUCUUUUGUGUACAUGAUUACAUUAAGGAAUGUCAUUUUACCAAUCUUUACACAGGAAACAUAUCUUUCAGUUUUGUAUGAUUGUAUAUUGAAAUGUUUAAAAAAAAAUUCAUUUCUAAUGUGCGUUUUGGGUACAGCAAAGCAAUCAUCUCUGCGACAUCUCUGUUUUUGUAAAUUACCAGUGCAGUGGCGAUGUUUAAUGAAUUAAGUGUGAGUGCUGCCAGGCUCUUGCACUCUUUGUUUUAUUGACUUUGAUUGUUUGGAUUUUUGUUUUCUUUAGCAAUUCUGCACAAAGGUCAAGUGUUGUUUUAAAAGAAAUAAGGACAUGCUGGCAAAAUUAUGUACUUAAUUUGAAGCAGCGUCCGACAAAGGCAAGACUAAUAACUGAGGUGGUGUCAAUUCUCAGUGGAACUUGAAAAACACAUGAGCAGAAAGUAACAAUUUCCAGGGUUGCAGACACGCUUUCAAUGCCUUUUAUUUCAGAUCAGACACAAAAAGCCGCAAAACUGAUUACAAUGUGACAAAAUGACAAGCCGCGUGCCCCAAACAUGACAACGCUUGGCCUUUCUGUUCUCUCUUGUAUGUAUUUUGCCAUGCAAGUGAUCUCUAUGAGAUCGUGGCUGGAGGGUUUUCAUAUUGAAAAGUCAUUUGCUGAUCUUGAUAUGCUGAAGCCGUGCAUGUAUAAUAUUGUUUGGUGCAUUUGUGUUUUCUAAAUGAGGCAGUUAAUAAAAACAAACAAAAUCAACUGA
Molecule: messenger RNA, 7073 nt
Organism: Syngnathus acus (greater pipefish)
Lineage: Eukaryota; Metazoa; Chordata; Actinopteri; Syngnathiformes; Syngnathidae
Gene: cntn3a.2
Product: contactin 3a, tandem duplicate 2
Exons: 23
Coding region: 660-3740 (1026 amino acids)
Biological process (GO): cell-cell adhesion; brain development
Molecular function (GO): cell-cell adhesion mediator activity
Source: RefSeq, a predicted model, not a curated record